CUUUACUCUAAAGUGCUUUCGGAUUAAGGUAAAUAUUUUAUCUUCUUCCUCGAUCUUUAUCUUUUCCACCUUUGUUAGUAUUUUAAACUUUCAGACCUGGAGCUGUUAUAACCUUGCUGUUUUCAAUCUCUGGUCAUAUGGAAGCUGCAAUAUAGAUAAUGCUUGUGUAAACUACUAUUGAACAAUUAUUGCAACUCAGAAUUCCCAUAUUUUCACAGACUGCCGUCUUAUUCAGCAAAAUGACAAUUGUGGAGAAUUUACAAAAAUGUCAAUAAUAGGCCAAAAUAUCAAAUGUCUCCAAAUCUAUGUUUUCUCAUUUGUCCUAAUAACUGCAGAUAUUCUGUCAGAUCUCCACAAUUGUCAGUUUAAGUUGGCAAAUCAUUGUAAUUCUACAACUAGUGAUCUAACUUUUUUCUAUCUUUGGACAAUAGUCUUCAAGUUUUUAACAUGAUGAUCUGCUGACUAUACACCCUUCAGGUUUCAUUCAUGCUACAUUAUGUCACUGUGUACCCAAUAAUAAACUGACAGGUGAGAUGUGUCAGAAUAGGAUGUUAUUAGUCUGAGAUCAAGAGUUUUCUAUGAGCCGACACACCUUUAUCCAGGAUACUAAGUAGAUAUUGCUUAAUAUAAAUGAAAGGAUUAUUACUGUGUGACAGCAAGGCUAAACACAAUACUAUCUUGCUCACCCUGAUAGUAAAGUGUGACUUUCAGUUGAAACAAAGAUACAACCACAAUGCAACCUAGAUGCAAAAGAUGGAUGUUUGAGAGAAAAUACAGGAAUCUUACAGGGAGAGUAACAAAGUACCAUUACAUUUAUUGUAUUACAAAUAAAGAAGUUGAAGAGAAAGUUUUAUCAGUUUGAAAAAAUUCUAUAGGUCUCUGAGUUCCUGGAACUUUCGAGACAUGAUCGACAACCAUUAUUGGAAAUGAUCAACACAGCUAACACCGUGCUGUAACUAAACAAUACAAAACCGUGUCUAUGUAGUAGAGUUUUACGGUGUUGUAAACAGAACGUACUGUAUCCUUAACAAACAGUACAAUUCUCUCAAACAGGAGAGCAAACUGUUUAAUAAAUUAUUUAAAAUUCUAAAACGUAACAGUUCCUCUCCUGAAUACAAUAGCUUUAGGGAAGAUUUACUUUUAAUUUCUUAAAAUCUUAUUGUUACUGCAAUGGCAUGUCCUUACGUAUUAAAGGGUUUCUCACAUAUAGUUCCCCCUGAGAUGUCUGACGUUAUUGAUUAUGCUACCUAUACAUCCUUUAUAAUUUUAUAAAACCUUUGCAUUUGGUAGAAAGUCUUCUAGCCUGAUUGUGUACCAAAGCCACAGCAUGUACAGUUUAAAUACAAGCACAAGAUUCUUUGUGGUCAGCACACGCCCGGUACGUUAUGUUGACAGAGGCUGUAGCUGAACAAUGCAAACAUAAUAAAUGUAAUUUAUAAAGAAAUGGAGCGUUGGAAACCUACUUGAAAACAUUGCGCGCUAUGCAAUGUCUCACUUUUCGACUAGCUGUGAUCUCACACACAGAGCUGCUGUGAGCCGAAAGAAUAACAAAAUAUCGAAGGUGCUAAACACUUUCUAGUUUCAAGAACAUUGGUUAUAAAACAAACAAUCUCCAGUUGUACAAGUUUUAUUGGACGGAUAAGAACAGUAAAGAAAAAUACGCGACUGUCACAUGCAUGUUGAUGAGAAUUCAAUUUUAUUAUGAUUGCAACUAUUUACCAAAGAUUUGAAUCUUGACAAGUAUGGUAUUGACAAUUAAUAGAUUGUAAUGCUUUCCACAGAAACGGGACUCCUCCAGAACAACCAACAAAGAAUGAAUCUGAGUAGGAAGCUUGGGGAUAUGAAGCUCUCAAAAGUCACUUUCCAGGCAACAACGAAAGACCGUGACCCCACAAGAGCAAAAGAAGUAAGAUGCCAAAACCAUGGUAGUAUUUAAUUUAUACGGUUCUAGUGCUGAAGGUUGCCUAUGCCUGGUAUAGUGUAUAGAACAGAUUAACGGUCUGUUCUAGAGCCUCAUGACUGUUAUAUGCUUCAUAAACUUUCAGAGUUAUUCAUUAAGGUAUGAAUCGCUAGGAAUUCAAAGUAAAUUCUUUUUUAUUUUAUUUUUUGUCAAAGUAGCAAAUGUAAAACAUUGCUGACUUGGUCCAUUUUGAGUAUUUUGGCCUAAAAUGUUAAAUUAAUUUUGAACUCACUUUGAAUUGAGUUAUGCAAACCUACAAGGCACACAUGCACUUUGCAUAUCUAUAUCUGUGAAAGGCAAAUGUAAUGUCAUGAUAAAGUGUAUAUAUAUUGAUGUGAGCUCCAUAUACUUAGCUGGAAUCUGGACCACCGAUGCCUAAAUGUAUUGUUAUCUGUUGUACACUGUCUGACUAAAUAUCAUUACAUGUUACACUGCCUGACUAUCAUUUCAUGUUACAUUGACUCAAUAUCAUUCCAUGUUACACUGCCUGACUAUCACUACAUGUUACACUGCCUGACUAUCAUUUCAUGUUACACUGAACUGACAGACUGAAUAUCAUUCCAUGUUACACUGACCGAAUAUCAUUAUAUGUUACACUGAUUGAAUAUCAUUCCAUGUUACACUGACUGAAUAUCAUUCCAUGUUACACUGACUGACUGAAUAUCAUUCCAUGUUACACUGACUGAAUAUCAUUCCAUGUUACACUGACUGAAUAUCAUUCCAUGUUACACUGACUGACUGAAUAUCAUUUCAUGUUACACCGACUGAAUAUCCUUCCCUGUUACACUGACUGACUGAAUAUCAUUUCAUGUUACACCGACUGAAUAUCCUUCCCUGUUACACUGACUGACUGACUAUCAUUCCAUGUUACACCGACUGACUGAAUAUCAUUCCAUGUUACACUGACUGAAUAUCAUUCCAUGUUACACUGACUGAAUAUCAUUCCAUGUUACACUGACUGAAUAUCAUUCCAUGUUACACUGACUGACUGAAUAUCAUUUCAUGUUACACUGACUGAAUAUCCUUCCCUGUUACACUGACUGACUGACUAUCAUUCCAUGUUACACCGACUGACUGAAUAUCAUUCCAUGUUACACUGACUGACUGAAUAUCCUUCCCUGUUACACUGACUGACUGACUAUCAUUCCAUGUUACACCGACUGACUGAAUAUCAUUCCAUAUUACACUGAUUGAAUUUCAUUAUGUUACACUGAUUGACUAUCAUUCCAUGUUACACCGACUGACUGAAUAUCAUUCCAUGUUACACCGACUGACUGAAUAUCAUUCCAUGUUACACUGACUUAAUAUCAUUCCAUGUUACACUGACUGAAUAUCAUUCCAUGUUACACCGACUGACUGAAUAUCAUUCCAUGUUACACUGACUUAAUAUCAUUCCAUGUUACACUGACUGAAUAUCAUUCCAUGUUACAUCGACUGACUGAAUAUCAUUCCAUGUUACACUGACUGAAUAUCAUUCCAUGUUACACCGACUGACUGAAUAUCAUUCCAUGUUACACUGACUGAAUAUCAUUCCAUGUUACACUGACUGAAUAUCAUUCCAUGUUACACCGACUGACUAUCACUACAUGUUACACUGCCUGACUAUCAUUUCAUGUUACACUGAACUGACAGACUGAAUAUCAUUCCAUGUCACACUGACUGAUUAUCAUUCCAUGUUACACUGACUGAAUAUCAUUCCAUGUUACACUGACUGAAUAUCAUUCCAUGUUACACUGACUGACUGAAUAUCAUUCCAUGUUACACUGACUGAAUAUCAUUCCAUGUUACACCGACUGAAUAUCAUUCUAUGUUACACCGACUGACUGAAUAUCAUUCCAUGUUACGCUGACUGAAUAUCAUUCCAUGUUACACCGACUGAAUAUCAUUCUAUGUUACACCGACUGACUGAAUAUCAUUCCAUGUUACGCUGACUGAAUAUCAUUCCAUGUUACACCGACUGAAUAUCAUUCUAUGUUACACCGACUGAAUAUCAUUCCAUGUUACACCGACUGAAUAUCAUUCUGUUACACCGACUGACUGAAUAUCAUUCCAUGUUUCACCGACUGAACGAAUAUCAUUCCAUGUUACACUGACUGAAUAUCAUUCCAUGUUACAAAGACUGACUGAAUAUCAUUCCAUGUUACACUGACUGAAUAUCAUUCCAUGUCACACUGACUGAAUAUCAUUCCAUGUUACAACGACUGACUGAAUAUCAUUCCAUGUUACAAAGACUGACUGAAUAUCAUUCCAUGUUACACUGACUGACUGAAUAUCAUUCCAUGUUACACUGACUGAAUAUCAUUCCAUGUUACACCGACUGAAUAUCAUUCUAUGUUACACCGACUGACUGAAUAUCAUUCCAUGUUUCACCGACUGAACGAAUAUCAUUCCAUGUUACACUGACUGACUGAAUAUCAUUCCAUGUUACACUGACUGAAUAUCAUUCCAUGUUACACUCACUGACUGAAUAUCAUUCCAUGUUACACUGAAAAAAUAUCAUUCCAUGUUACACUGACUGACUGAAUAUCAUUCCAUGUUACACUGACUGAAUAUCAUUCCAUGUUACACCGACUGAACGAAUAUCAUUCUAUGUUACACUGACUGAAUAUCAUUACAUGUUACACUGACUGAAAGAACAUCAUUACUUGUUACACUGAUGGAACGAAUAUCAUUACACGUUACAAUGACUGACUAUCAUUACUGACUUUUGUGUGUGGUGUGUGUGUAGAGGAGUAUGAAUAUGGAUGUGGGUUGUGUGAGGGUAUGUUUUGCCUCCCCCCUUCCUUGCUAACUUUCCUUGUUGGUCCAGUGGAGGAUGACCUGGAUCCCUGGUUGUCCAGUUGAGGAUGACCUGGAUCAUUGGUUGUCCAAUGGAGGGUGACCUGGAUCCUUGGUUGUUCAGUGGAGGAUGACCUGGAUCCUUGGUUGUCCAGUGGAGGAUGACCUGGAUCCUUGGUUGUCCAGUGGAGGAUGAUCUGGAUCCUUGGUUGUCCAGUGGAGGAUGACCUGGAUCCCCCAGUGGCCUGACAGGAGAGCUUCAUCAUCUGUACCAAUACUAGUCAGUGACUCAAAUCACCAGUUGUGGUGCUCUGAAUAAUCGAGAAGUACCACAAGGGAGCUCAUAAAGUGUUUUGUCGCUGAUAUUGGUACAGACCACCAAGCCAUGCUCCACCAAUCAGUAUCUUUUCAUAGAGAUGCACUAAGUCAAUGCCUCUCUAUGGGGAGCGUUCAUGCAUAGCAUAGAGAUGCUGACCUUCAGUCCUGCAAUCUUCGCAGAACCGAAACCAGGAAUGCCCUCUAGUCGCUUUCUAAGUCACUACCACUAGAGGGGGCCUUAGGCAGUAGAGUAAACACUGCUUUUUAUCAGAAAAUGCAACAUUUACACUGCAAGUCAUUGAGAUGAAAUGGUCUAUAUGCCUAUAGAGUCCCUUAAGGCAAUGUUUUCAAACAUGUUUCCUAGUGUUACAAGACUUUUACAUUCACUGUUCCUUCAUUAGUCUGUGGUUAGGGAGUCUGUCCGUGGAGGGAGCCUUGCUUUACAUAUUGUGGGACUGCUCUAGAAUAACAAACUUCUGGCUGAAGGUGUAUGAUACUCUCAUUAAAUUGCUUGAUAUAAAAAAAAAAAUUAAAAAAAAAAUCUGUCAUAAUCUAAGUGUAACCAAAGCACUCCUACCCCUUCGGCCAGAGGCGCGUGCGCAUUCAAACCUGCCCAUAGGAAAGCAUUAUUCAAUGCUUUCCUAUGAGGAUCUUUUUUGACGCUGGAGGUCCGUGAGCACGUCCAGCCUCAAAUAAGUGCGAUUUACUCAGUGUAAAUCAGUGAGACAGCCACUAGAGGCUGAAUUAACCCUGCACUGUAAACAUAGCACUUACUGCAAUGUUUAUAAAUUUAUGAACAUGUGAAUUUAUUCCUUAGUUUAUUAGUGCAGAGUUAAAUCCUUUUUUUUUUUAUAGAUCACUUUCAUUUUACACCACCAACCACAAUAGUAGACUUGCUGCAAUCUUCUCAUUUAUAUUAGAACCCCUGGUCAUGAACUUAAACAAUUACACUGAGGGAAUUAUUUAAUAAACAGUUAAUUCUAGUUUAUUAAAAAACGAAUUUCAAAAUGUAAACUAAGCUAGGCAGCAAAGUUUGACAAUAUUUUAAAAUCAGCAAUAUUUCCUUAGAUCCUGCUAUUCGAUUUUCAAAUCGCUGCAGCUUAGAGGUUUAUAAAUAAAAACCUUAAUAAUUUGUGGUAGAAUCUCAUGCUUUCAACCACUUGAGAAUUCCAUUCUCCUAAAGUAGCAAUAUAUCAUAAAUGCUCGUGUUUUUUGAUGCCUUUUUCUGUUGCUGAUGGAGGAGUUUGCAAGCUGCUACAAAUAACCUUUAAUUAAAAAUGUAUGUACUCUGCCAUACAUUAAGACAAGACUGAUGUUUCCAGAAAUCAACUGAUUGAAAUACAUUUACAAACAGGAGGACUGAUUUCAUGGUAUAAGUACUUAUUAUAAAAACAUAUUUACAAGAACAACUAUCAAUAUGGCAAAUAUUCAAAACUGUCACAAUAAAAUCAUUUUACUGGAAGUGUACUGUAGAUACAGCUCUGCAUGCAUUGUGUUUAAAAUGAGAAUUUUUUUUUUGCAAUAGGAUCCUAUAUGUGCAUGUUUUUGCAAGUUUACCUAUAAAUACACUGAUGAGCCCCAACAUUAAAGCAGACCUAUCAUCCCACUCCGCUCCCCAAAAAUGAGUAUUUCAUAAAGAUAAAAUCUUAAUGAAAUACUCAUUUUGACUGUGAAAUUCCAACCCAAUUGAGAGAUAUAUAUGGACAUAGUAGGGACUUCUUUGUCUCUGUAUUUCUUCUCCAUCUGACUUUCUUAGACUCAGGGCGAAGCAUAUGUUUCAAUCCCAACGGAAUUGGCUGUUUCUAUGGAGGAUCCAUCCUACUGUCUCGCAGGAUCCUUUAUAGAGUUCAAUGCUGUACUCUUCCGCAUGACUUUGGCUCCUGACACUAAGGAGGAGCAGACCAAGAAAAAAGUCAGCGCCCUUUAUCUGCUCCCUUUCCUCCGGCCACUGGACCCCCUCCAGCAAUGUCAUCAUCGGGGGUCUUAGCGAAUUUGGCCUCAGACAGUGACAGUGCCGCUUUAAAACCACUGACAGGUGAAGUGAAUAACCUUGAUUAUAUUGUUACAAUGGUACCUGUAAAGGGGUGGAAUAUAAUAGGCAGGAAGUGAACAGCCAGUUCUUGAAUUUCAUUUGUUGGAAGCAGAAAAAAUGGUCAAGUGAAAAGAUCUGAGUGACUUUGACAAGGGCCAACUAUUGUGAAAGCUAGAAACUGGGUCAGCGCAUUUCCAAAAUGUCUGGUGGGGUGUUCCUGGUAUGCAAUGGUUAGUAACUACGAAAAGUGGUGCAAGGAAGGACAACUGGUGAAUCGGCAUAAGGGUUAUUGGUGCCUAAGGUUCAUUGAUGCAUGUGGGGAGCAAAGGGCAGCCUGUCUGGUCUGAUCAUACAAAAUAGGUACUGCAGACCAGUCAGAGUGCCGAUGAUGACCCCUGUCUACUGCCAAAAGUGCCUUCAAUAGGCACGUGAAUAUCAGAACUGGACCAUUAAGCAAUGGAAGAAGGUAGCAUUUUCUGAUGAAUCACGUUUUCUUUGAUAUCAGGUGGAUGGUUAGGUGCGUGUGUUUUGUGUACCAGGACAAGAGAUGGCAGCACAAUGCACUCUGGGAAGAAGGCAGGCCAGCAGAGGCAGUGUUAUAAUCUUGGCAAUGUUCUGCUGGGAAACGGGUUCUGGCAUUCAUGUAGAUGUUACUUUGACAUCUACUACCUACUUAGAGAUUGCUGCAGACCACGUACACACCUUUAUGGCAAUGGCCUUCCCUGAUGGCAGUUGCCUCUUUCAGCAGUAUAAUGCUCCCUGCCACACUGCAAAAAUUGUUCAGGAUUGGUUUGAGAAACAUGACAAAGAGUUCAAGGUGUUGCCUUGGCCUCCAAGUUCCCAAGAUCUCAAUCUGACUGAGCAUCUGUGGGAUGUGCUGGAACAACACAUCUGAUCCAUGGAGGCCCCACCUCGCAACUUGCCGGACUUAAAGGAUCUGUUGCUGAUAUGUUAGUGCCAGAUACCCUAGAACACGUUUAAAGGUCUUCUGGAGUCCAUGCUUCGACACAUGAGAGCUGUAUUGGCAGCACGAAGGGUCCUAUACUAUAUUAGGCAGGUCGGUUUAAUAUUAUGGCUAAUCCGUGUGUACAUUAAUGUGGGUGUACUGGACACUUUCCUUUAAAAUGCCUAGAUCAGAUAAGCCUGAGUUGCAAAUUAUCAAUGCUCCAUUUUGUUGGGGCCCUAAACAGUCUGAGCUGCCCUAAAUCUCAAAUUGGUGGACAUUAAGAUCAAACUACUCUGAUGAAAAGUAUUGGAACAGUGAGAUUGUGAUCACUUUGGCAUCAUUAAUGGCUCAUCAGCAGUCAUUGACAUGUUGAUUAAUAUAAAAUGAUAGAUUGUAGCAUAUCGCUAUAUGUCUAAAGCAAAUCAGUCUAACAGGAUAAUUGGCUAAAUGCCAAAUAGUAGUAAAUUGAUAUCAAAAUUGUAACUAAAAUAGCUGAUCUAAAAAAAUUCUCCAACUCAACUACAGUCACACCUAAGCUAUUUUAGCCUCAAUUUUGCAAGUCCAGUUGUAAAUCACUUGAAUUUGGAGUUGAGUGAAUAACACUAUAAGUAUUUGCCUCCACAUUUAGAUUAUUUAUUUUAACAGAAUCUCUUGAAGUCCCCAGGUUCUCUGGCUUCCAGAGGAAUUCCGAUCGUGAACUCUCAGCAAGAUGACAAAACCCAGAAAUCCGCAAAUACCAAACAAUCUCAACCACCCAUUAGUCUUAAGGGUCUCCUGACUGCUCAACGAAUUACAAGGGAACUUAAGGUAAAACUUAUACCAUUAUUUGCUGGCUGUAACCGAGUCUCAGAUUAAAUAUUAUGCACAGUUGUGUUAUGCAAAGGCUGUUUUGGGAAAUUUAAAAGAGUUUGUAUAGAUUACUCUAGCUAUGCCUUUAAUGGAACAUCUCACUUCCACCUGGUCUAGUUACUAAGUGAUAACAUGUGAAAUUAUAUUGCAGUGCUCUCAAAAAUGGAUUGCACUGCAAGAAGAGGAUGUGGGAGAGGGAUCUGUGCAUCAGAGUCAAAAUUUCUUGCUAUCGUACACCAUACAUUAGUAGAGUGAUCACAAGAAGCAGACUAGGGACUCUUAACUGGCCUUCUGUAGGUAUACAAUCUGCGAGCUUCCGGAUAAGAAGCAUCAGUCAGAUAACCAUAACCUUUUCCAUGAGUCCGAAGCGGUAUGAGAGCCACCGUCAGCUCCUCUGCAGACCGUGACUCCCCAUGCCAAAGUAGGCAAAUCUUCUUGAUAGUACUGCUACCCUGGCCAAGAGCACCGCCACUGCAAUGACGGAGGUCGUUGCCACCAUCAGCUCCCCUGCUGAAGUGGAAAGAUCCCCAUCUGCUCAGGUGCUGCAGUUCACUUUUUGAAAAGCCAAAACUACUCACCUGAGUGUCAGUGCCAGUACGGAAUGAGUGAAGAGAGUACCCUUCUGAAUUGACUCCCAGAAAAACUAAGCACGAUUUAAGCACCCAUGAAAACUGAUAAACAUGAUACUCUACUGUCAGUGAUCCAAACGGAAUGCUAAGUGAAUAUUGAGAUUUAGGUCAAAACAGCACAUUUCAAAACCCAGGAAUUGGUAACUUUGAAAUUUGUUGUCACUUUGAUUUUACAUUUCAGUGAAUAACGCCAACAUUAGCAAUCAUUUGAUGAGGUUAUCAGAGAGGAUUAAACUUGUCACAUUCUGUCUUUCAGAAUCGAGCAGCUUUGAGAAGAAAAACCAGAGCUCGAACACAGCACCGGAGAUCAGUGAUCAUCAUCAAUGAGCAGGUGAGAUGACUUUAUGUGCCCACUGCUACUAAAGUAAAAAUCCCAAGUGGAUUUUUCAGUUUGGCUACUCUACUGUAUUUUCCAAAGGUUCUUCUCUCUUAAUAUGUCCUGGAAGAGAGAGACAUUCAAUUAUAGUUAUGGUGUUUUUUUUUUGCAUUCUUUGUUUCUCAAAAAAAAAAACCACACAUCUGACAUCAGAAUGAUUUAUUGCAUGAUACUCUGUUAAAUGCCUGAUAGACUACAGACAUUUUAAACCACUAAUACACAUCUAAAUGCAAUCUAAUAGUGCACUUGCCACCAUACAAGAGUGUGUGCUUAACACCUUAUCCCAGGCAUUGUUCAAUGUACCUUAAACAAAUAAUCUUAGUACACAAAACUUUACUGGUCCAAUUUCUUUAUCCUUUCUUAUUCUGCUUUUUAAAGUGUGUAUUGUUCUUUUUUUCUGGUAGCGCUAUAUUAUAAAUUGUGGUCGUCACAACUCCACCUGUUUGAAGGAGUGUUGUGUUUGUCAUCUAUACAAAGGAAGUGUUCAAGUGCAUGUUUUAUGAGGAAUCAAUAACCGAGAAACGCAAGAAAAUGUAAAUGUAAACACGAGCUGCGUUCUACCAUUGCAAAUACCUUCUCAAAAGGCUAAUGAUGGCAAAGACAUAAACUUCAAUUAGAAUUUUGAAUCAAUGCUGCACACAUGCAGUUUAUAUCUUAGGUGACACAUUAACUUAAACAGGGAUAGAAACUAUGCCAUAAAUAUAUUGGCAUUUUAGCCAAUAACAUCAUAGUUUGAAUUCAAAUAACUGCACACAUGAGAAUAAAGUAAUGGAUGCCUCUUGUAUGCCGUGAAAUCCCUAUUUACCCAAGCUAGAAAGGUAAAAAUAUCCAGACUACACAAUAUAUACAUAUUUGAACUCAUUGAAAUAUAUAUUAUUUUAUUUAAAUUGAACAAUUUGAACAUUGUCGUCUCUAUUUACAUGCAUUUAAAAAAAAACAAAAAACAAGAAAUUCUCCAGUGAAGACCAGAGAGUACUUUGUAAAAUAUCAAAUAACAUUUCUAUAUUCUGUGCUAUUUCUGCAACAGACUAAUAUUCUCUUACUCUGUCAAGGAUCUUAAAUGAGAUUUAACUAAAGCUGGACAAGGUAUUUUACAAGUUGUUUAUUAGACCACGCCAUUAAUAUAUUUUUUUGUUAUGCACGUCAAGAAACCAGAGAAAAGGAAAAAAAAAAUUAUUUAAUGGAGAAACUCCAAGAUACUAAGUCUGAUGCAUUUUGGACACAGUAUACCAACAAAUAUGUCUCUCAAAAUGCAUCUUUUUUUUUUUAUUUUGCUUUCUGGACAUUUAGAAAAUGUUUAAUUUCAAUAAAUAUGAUGUGACUGGACCAUUAUAUUAUUAUUUAUAAAAAUAUAUAUUUUUUAUCCUAGGAAGGAUAUAAUUGAGAUUUAAUCAUUUUCAAGAAUAUUUUUAAGAAUGUUCUGGGAUUUGCAUCUUCCCACUGUCAUGAAGGAGUUUAAAGCAAAUGUAUUUUAACUUUAAAGGGGAAUUUUAAACACCAUAAACACUACAGACUGUUGUAGUGGUUAUAGUGCUGGCAUGUUGUGGUUGUUGCCACUGGUUCUAUGUCAAAGUGUUUUUGAAUGGUUUGACAUAAACCAAGGGUCUUCCAGGUGACCCAGCCCCUUGUUCACCAGAUUGGUAAUUUGUAAAUUCCACUUCAGUGACAAUUUACUUUAAAUUUGGAUGGAAUUGAUUGGUUGAGCACGUCAUCUGAUCAGAAGUCCAUCUGUACUUUUCAAAAUUACAGUGUAACUUCUGCAAGCAAUGACAGACCACAGACUGCUCGGGGACCCUUGCUUUUUGUCAAACUGCUCAAAAUCAAUUUGACACAAAACCGGGGAAUGAUACAUGUAGCCUUCUAGCACAACUGACUACAGUGCUUAUGGUACUUAGUACCUUUAAUACAGUUCCUCCAUAUAACACAUGUGUAACAUAUUAACAUAUAUGAGAAAAUCAGUAUGCUAAAUCAGAUAAUACCAAUUUCGUGGAUUAUUUGAGUGAUCUGGAGAAUCACCUGUCCCCAUUGCACUCCGAGAAAAUUAGGUGACUUUUCCAAUUGAAAUAAGUAUAACCUGUGAGUACUUUUGAGUUUUGUCUCUUAUACACAGGCACCAGAUACCUCUGCUAACCCCUCGCAGAAGUUCCCACAUACCCAAGCAAAAGAGCUCAUCGAUGACUUCUUAGAAACAAAGCUCAGAGACGUGAUCUAUGACCCAGAUUUGUGCGCUCAUCUCACCAAAGACUUGUGUGAAGAUAUAAAAAGAAUGGUACGCAGACUAACUCCACCACGAUACAAACUGAUCUGCAAUAUGGCAAUUGGAAGUAAAAGUCAAGAAGACGUUAUUGUAACCAGUCAGUGUCUGUGGGACUCCCAUUCUGACAAUGUUACCUCCUGCAGCUAUGAGAACCGUACAUUGUUUUGUGUCGUUUUGGUGUAUACAGUGUAUUUUGAAUAGUGCAAUUCAUUUCUCCAACUGCAACUUCUAGGGGGCCACAGGUUGGACAGACCUGAUGUAAAGGGUAGCAAAGCAAUACGAUACAAAACAUUGAAUCUUUUCAGUUUUAAGUCUCUACAAAAUAAUAUUAUUCUUGCAACUGAUGUUUUAAAUGUCUAAAUAAAAUAUACCUGACCUCAUGUGUCUCCAGCAUUCUUACAUUACAUAUAGAUACAUUAACUUUUCCUUUAAUGUAUGAUAGUGUCAUGGAGCCAAGUUCUAAUGUUUGUUCAUCCGGUUGCGGCUGGCCCGCCCACGCUCUGGCCCUUGGCUGAGAUGAUCAAACUUGAUGAUCUUAGCCAAUCCAAUACUUUCCCAUAGGAAAGCAUUGGGAGGCUAUCGCACAUGAGCGGCAAAACACAGCGCUGCCAAUCAGCAUCUCCUCAUAGAGAUGCAUUGAAUCAAUGCAUAUCUAUGGUGAAAGUUCAGUGGUGCGCCCUGUGCACUACUUUCAAACUUAAGGCCAAGGAAGCCAAACUGGUAACAUAGAUGACUUAGAGAAUGGCUCUAGUGUGGCUAUUUUUACACUUUGAAUUCUCACUUUGGUCAAAAACCCUGUUAGUGUGAACAAUGCUAUCCCUUCAGUUUGCGUGCAAAACUGAAUUACCUGUGAAUCAAGUGGUUUGUUUGGCUUUAUGCACAAGGUUAGCAGAGCAGGCCCAGUCUCACACUUCAUAAAACCUGGGUAAUUAAUCUGCAGCUGCAUUUCAGUAAUUAAGUGUAGAUAAAGCUAGUGGACCAGCCAGCCUCAAUUUAACCCACAUACUCUUACACUCCAAGUGGUUCUUCUUUGCUCAAAUAGGUCAGAAGAAGGCUGUAUGCUGCAAACAAUGUUAAGUCAAAAUGCCCAAAGCACCGUUGUUCCAAUUAAAAUAUGUACAAAACUUAAAACAUACAUAUUACAAAACACUCCAAACAUUCACACACAAACUCAUGGUCUAUCUCAAUAGAACAAUGAACUUAAAAAAAAAAAAAAGUAUUUUCCAAAAAAAAA
Pelobates cultripes (western spadefoot toad) is the source of this 13379-nucleotide messenger RNA. NCBI's taxonomy places the organism in Eukaryota, Metazoa, Chordata, Amphibia, Anura, Pelobatidae. The record is from the annotation of a GenBank genome assembly.